AUGGUGGUAGCGCCGAGCUUUCGAAUGCUCGCGGUGGCAAUUAUAACCUCAAUUGCCGGCUCGUUCCAUUUCGGAUUCAAUCUGGUGCUCACGAAUCCGUCGCAAGAGGCCUUCUUGAAUUUCAUGAACAGCACACUUGGCAAGAGAUUCGGCGAAGCGGGCUUCUCGAAGGACACCUCGCAGAAUAUUUGGAGUUUCGUUGUCGCCAUAUUGUUCCUUGGAGCUCUCGCUGGCUCAUUUUCGAUUCGCCUGCUCGCUGAUUCGCUGGGCCGCAAACGCGGUUUGUAUAUUUCGAUUGCGGUGGGAGCAUUCUCCGGCGGAUGUGCGAUAGCAUCGAAAUUCGUCCCCACGUUUGAGCUCUAUGUGGUCUCUCGAAUUCUAAUGGGCUGGUCGGUGGCGGUGAGCCUCGGUCUCUCCGCCUUGUUCCUAUCAGAAGCGAGCCCGAAGGAAACGAGAGGCGCGAUCGGAAUGAUGACCGGCACUUGUGUUCAGCUCGGCACCGUCGUCGGCUCAGUUGUGGCGAUGCCUCAAAUAUUCGGAAGCGACGAUUUGUGGUGGGCAAUUUAUGCGACCGAAAUCGGAAUUAUGUUGGUGUUUGGCGCCGCACUCCCAUUCUUCCCGGAAUCGCCUGGAUUUUUGGUGCAACGCGGUCAAAUCAAAGAAGCUGUCAGUUCAAUCAAAUUCUAUUAUAAAUGCGAGGAAGAGGAUGCUUCAAUUCAUCUUGACGCCAUCAAGGAAGACCAGAAAUCCUCCAGCAAGAAAUUCACUAUGCUCGAUGUGGUCCGUAAGAAGUCACUGAGAAGCAAAGCGUUUAUUGGAGUUGUCGUCACGUUUGCAAUGUCGUUCAGUGGGGUCGCAGUAAUCAAUGCGUUCGCCUUUGAAAUUUUGAAAGACACUGGUCUCGAUGUGCUAGAAGCUUCCUUGGCAAAUGACGCGGUCUCCGUUGUUAGCAUGAUUUCCUCAAUCAUUGCCGCCUUCAUAGUGGAUCGUAAUGGAAGACGUCCGCUUCUGUUGAUCGCAUUCGCCGGAAUUCUUAUUUGCAAUCUCGUCAUAUUCGCUCUGAUGCUGACAUUCUACAAAUUUGGGUAUCACGCGCUUGGCUUCAUUCUCAUCGCGUUCAUCUGCAUAUUCACGUUCUUCUUCGCGCUGGGACCCGGCCCGUUGUGCUAUUUCAUCAACGCCGAGCUCGUCGGCCAAGCGGCUCGAAGCGCGUCGCAGAGCUGGGCGAGCGUCAUUCAGAUGCUGUCGAGAUUCGUCCUCGUCACCGCCUUCCUUCCCAUGAAGAAUCAGCUCGGCGAAGCGUGGUCCUAUCUGAUUCUGUUCGUCGUUCCCGUCUUCGUCUCGCUCGUUUAUCUGUACUUCAGUUUGCCGGAAACCAAAAACAAGACGCCAUUUGAGGUCGAAGAAGCGAUGGAAGACCUACCGCAAUUCCCGUUCUGCGGCACAUCGCGUAAACUCCGCGAUCGCAUCGGAUUCCAGGAAGCGGUGUUCAAUCGAAAAAUGCAGCUCGUCACCGAUUACGGCUCGAUUGAGAGUCUCACCACAAAACUUUAG
This is a messenger RNA of Caenorhabditis bovis, 1554 nucleotides long. Lineage: Eukaryota; Metazoa; Nematoda; Chromadorea; Rhabditida; Rhabditidae. The record is from the annotation of a GenBank genome assembly.